AUGCCCGGCCGUCACCUCCGCCGACGCGACAUCACAACGAAGAUUUUUGAAAAAAAUUGCGCGCGGGAAGAAGAAAGGCACAGGUGGAAUGUCCCCCGAACACAACAGUUUGAGCUCGGGAAAUCUCAGAGGCUCAGGUACGAGGCUUCGGGAAGGUUCGCGUUUUUGCUGUGGAAGAGCGUUUACGUGACCAAGCAGGUGUCGUUUAGAAACCGCGUGCUCAUCCUGUUCGACUGGAUGAAGACCAGGGUGUUCGGUCGCGACACCUCCAUCUUUUAG
Micromonas commoda is the source of this 279-nucleotide messenger RNA. RefSeq lists its product with no specific name. Gene Ontology annotation, molecular function: NADH dehydrogenase activity. Lineage: Eukaryota; Viridiplantae; Chlorophyta; Mamiellophyceae; Mamiellales; Mamiellaceae. Bases 1 to 279 code for a protein of 92 amino acids. The transcript has 2 exons. The record is from RefSeq and is a predicted model, not a curated record.